Messenger RNA from Achroia grisella, 1289 nucleotides. RefSeq lists its product as uncharacterized. Gene Ontology annotation, cellular component: membrane. The record is from RefSeq and is a predicted model, not a curated record. The transcript is spliced from 4 exons. NCBI's taxonomy places the organism in Eukaryota, Metazoa, Arthropoda, Insecta, Lepidoptera, Pyralidae. Gene Ontology annotation, biological process: sensory perception of taste. The coding region runs from base 1 to 1224 and encodes 407 amino acids.
AUGAAAAACAAAGAAAGCAACUCCAAUUCAAUCGCGAACCACUCAAGAGACUUGAUCAGUGAGGAUUUGUUAAAAUCCUUUGCUCCUAUUCGUUGUUGUCAAUAUGUAGUUGGUUCUUGCCGAGUCGAUUGCAGAAACAGAUUCGUGACUACACCGACGUUGUAUCAAAGAUUAUAUACAAUUUUACUUUCAUGCUUUGUACUUAUUGUACACUGCAUAUUGAUAAACUUUUUUUACAUCCAAUUUAAGGAUUAUAGAGAUAUAUUUUUCCUAUGCACUUCUAUAGCAACGUUUCAAACGCUUCUGCAUUUUGUUUACAUUGUGGGUGCAAGGUUUUUAAAUAACAAGAAACAUAAAGAAUUAUACAUAAAAAUGGAACAGCUAGAUAACCUCAUCAUAGACAAUACUGAUAAAAAUCUUUAUAACUGUAUUUAUAAGUUAAAUAUAGCAACAGUCUCUAUAACGCUGUUCGCGUUUCUAUUAGUUUUUAUAACAAGUUUUGACAGAUUGAAGAAAGUGAUCUGUAUAACUGGAAUAAUAUAUACUGAUGUAACAUUUUUACUCGAGACAAGUCAUUACUCUAAUCUCAUGGUAUACUUUGCAAUGCACUUGCGUAUCCUAAAUAGGAUAUUGAAGAACCAUUUGAAUAAAGAGUAUCAAGAAGAUACCAUUGACCUUACAAUACCGUCUCAUAAUGGUUACUUUGUGAAAAUACUAUUCAAACAAAUUGAAACUAAAAACUUAGAUUUAAAGUCAUUCGAAGUUCAGGCGUAUUUGAAGAAACUAUUGAAUGUGUUUUCGCACUAUCAGAAUAUUUAUAUGUUUCAGAUGCUACUGUUUUGCAGCAAGCUCGUUAUAUAUGGUGUACAAUCGUUCCAAUUUAUGAUCUUACUGGUACAACAUAACAUCGUGGAUAUUCUAAUAUACAUGGACCUACUAUUCACAGCAAUUGUGUAUGCAGCUACUAUAAUAUUUCUUUGUCUUCGAUGUGAACUAUUUUGCAACGAGUUAAAACUAACCAAACAACUGUCAAUUUCCAUAAUGGCGUACUGUAGUCAAGGAUCAAUCAGAAAUAAAGCAAAGAAAAUAUAUAAAAUAUUAGAAGAAAUUCCACCCACAUUCUCAGUGUAUGAUAUGUGGGAAAUGAACGCACGUCUUUUAGUAAAAUUUGGUACGCUUUUUACCGGGAUGUUUGUUAUAUUGAUUCAAUUUGCAAUUCUCUAAUGUACAGUUAAUGAAGUAUCAAUAUUCUUUCUUUUUUAUUCGUUACUCGCUAGUGCCUAUAUAUA